UCAACCCACAAAUGACUUUGGGGAGGACAGCACCUGCCGUCUCCUUUCCGAAAAAAACCCCCCAACAUCACGUCAGGACGCGCAGUACGUGGGGAUUCCUGAGGAUUACCCGGCGUGCCCUGCGGGGAAAGAUGGCGGCAGAGGAGGGGAGAAGGAGAUAAACUUUAUCUGAAAACAGAAAUAGCCGAAACGCGGAUAGACACCAACAGCGAGAUUGGAAACUCGAGGAGAGGUAUCAGGUGGUUAGAUAGGUAGCUUACUGGACACACUGUGUGCAUUUACGACACUGAUCAGGAACGACUGGAUAACUUACAAGCUACAGCUAGCUUGCUAACGUAACCGUAGCUGCUACUGCGGUGUCCGCUCAAGAGGAAAAAAGCGGAUAAACUUUAUUAUCCCGCACAGAGUCCGUAUUGAAUUUUGCGUCCGCAGGGUGUGACUGGCAGUGAUUGGAGACUGAAGAGGUCAUCGAUAGCCCCGAGGUCACAUGCCAGCGGAGGAGGGGAGGAGAGGAGGACUGUGGGAUUGAGUUUCCCCCGCCUGGAGAGAGACCGGCUCACGGGGAUGAUUCCCGAGCCACCGACGAACACGCUUAAGGUCGUCUGGCUGAGAACCUGUGGAUGAAGAAAGAGGGAUUUUGGGACUGACCGGACCGCCUCAACGCCAGGAUGACCAGCGCCGCCCCCGCCAGGAAGCCGUACCGCAAGGCGCCCCCGCAGCACCGCGAGGUCCGCCACACCCCGCCCGUGUUCCGGGAGGACCUGGCGCCCGCCGUGCCCCCCCCGCCGCCGCCCCCGCAGCCGGAGCCCUGCCAGGAGUCCUUGUGCGAUUCUGACAGGAUCAAGAUUCUGCAGCAGCAGAACGAGGACCUGCGGCGGAGGCUGACCCACACCACCCACAAGAUGGAGGCCAUGGAGACCGAGUUCCAGUCCAGCCGCCAUUUCAUGCAGGCCGAGAUCGGCCGCUCCAAGGACGACCUGGAGAAGAUGAGGGACAAGUUUCGGAGAUUGCAGAACAGUUACACUGCCUCUCAGAGAGCCAACCAGGACCUGGAGGAGAAGCUUCACGCCCUGGCCGCAGUCAGUCAAACCUGGGUCUAUGCACUCCGCAAGGUGGAGAGGGACAAGAAGACGAUGGACCAGGAGAUAGUGGAACUCACCAACAAACUCCUGGACGCGAAGAACACCAUCGACAAACUGGAGGAGUUGAACGAGCGCUACCGGCAGGACUGCAACCUGGCCGUGCAGCUGCUGAAGUGCAACAAGUCGCAUUUCAGAAACCACAAGUUCGCCGACCUGCCCUACGAGCUGCAGGACAUGGUGAACAAGCACAUGAAGACCAGCCUGCCGGACCGGGGCGCCCAGGCGCAGGACCCGGACUCCCUGAGCCUGACGCCGGCGGACGUGGUGCCCACCUCCGUCAUCGCCCGCGUGCUGGAGAAGCCGGAGCCGCUGGUGCUCAACUCGGCCCAGUCCAGCAGCAGCGCCGGCCGGCCCGUGGCCGAGGACGUCUUCGUGCACGUGGACAUGACGGGCCCCCCCCCCGGGGGGGAGGGGGGCGGCGGCGGCGGCAGCAGCGGCAGCAGCGGCCAGGAGAACGGGGGCCAGGGUUUGGGUCUGGGUCGGCAGCUCAGCCAGGACCAGCAGCAGCAGCUGCUCCAGCAGCAGAACGGCAUGUCCCGUAGCCAGACCAGCCUGGACGGGCACUCUGGGGAGGAGGGGGGAGGGGGGGGGGGCCCGGGCCCGGUCGCCCCCUCCUUCGAGAAGCUCAACCCCUACCCCACCCCGCCUCCUCCCCACCCCCUGUACCCCGGGCGCAAGGUGAUCGAGUUCUCCUCCGACGACAAGGUGAAGAUCCCCAAAAACAGCCCCCUGCCCAACUGCACCUACGCCACGCGGCAGGCCAUCUCCCUCAGCCUGGUGCAGAACGAGGAGGAGGCGGUCGAGCGGCAGCGCACCGUGCCCAACAGCCCCGCCGUGUCCGAGGGCGGCUGGCGCUCGGGGGCCUCCUCCUCCUCCGGCGGGCACCCCCGCGGCCCCCCCCAGCCCGACGCCGCCGACCCCCUCUCCAGCCAGUCCAGCCCCUUCAGCAGCCCCCCCCAGGCCCCCAGCGCCUUCGCCAGCUCGGGCAGCUCGGAGGAGGACCUGCUGGCCAACUGGCAGCGCAUGUUCGUGGAGAAGAUGGCGCCCGCCUCGCAGGGGACGCUGGUCAGCCGCACCUCCUUCAGCAGCGAGACGGUCAAGGACCUGGAGGGCCGGCAGAACGGCAAGGCGGGCGGGGACCGGGACCGGGACCGGGGGCUCCACCGGGGGGCCUACUCCGACGGGGAGGAGUCGUCCCCGCAGAGCUGGACGGCCAGCCGGGGGUCCAGCCUGGACACGGACACGGGCAGCUCCGACCUGCGCGGCCGCAAGGCCCAGUACGGCGGCGACUGCUCGCAGGAGGAGAGCGAGCGGCUGCUGAUGGGCCUGGACCCGCUGGACGACGGCGACAGCUGCGACACGGCCGUCACCGUGGCGACCGCCCUGGAGCAGGCCGGCCCCGCCGGCCCCGCCAGCCCGGCCAGCCGCCGGAGGGAGUUCGUGGACGGCGGGUCGGCGGGAAGCUCCGCGGAGGAACGGGACGUCCUGCCGCAGGACUUCCCCGCCAUUGCGCCCAGGGCCCUGCCGGGCCUGGAGGACUUCGCCGAGAAGCCGCCGCCGCCGCCGCCCCUCGCCCAGGGCCCCGCCCGUCCCCAGAAGAGCCCCAAGAGGAUGGGGGUGCACCACCUGCACCGCAAGGACAGCCUGACCCGGGCGCAGGAGCACGGCAACCUGCUGGACUGAGACCCUGGCCCCGCCCACCCCUGGCUCGACCCGCACUCCCUGUGAACCGUCAGGAGGGGGCAGUGUGACUGCGAGGCCGUCGCCGUCUCUGCAAAAAACGGCCUCGCUCUGCAGUCUUGUCCUCCACCAAUGGGGCCUCGAGAGCUGGCCUCCAAAAAAAAAAUCGUUUCUCACAGAAUCGUGACCGGACGUUGAUUGUAAAAGAGGGUGGGGGAAUUUUUUUCCCUCUGCCCAUUCUCCCGAACUGAUCUUUUUAAGGUACAGAACCUUGUUUCAAGUGUCCUAUGAGAUUUAAUAUCCGAAGGAACUGAUUUUUUUUUGUGUUUUGAAAAUGCCCUUGAGAAGACCGGUGAAUGGUAAUGUGAGGGGGGGGUAAUGUGACUGUGUUCCGGAGGGGGCGGUUGACUCUCGGGCGUGGCCGUACCUUGAUGUGUUCCCCUGAGCACGCUGGGAUGGAGGAACGAGGAAGAACAGCGGGGGCCACUUGAGGCGUGGUAACCUACGCUCGUCCGAACCCCAAAUCCUGACUGCGCAGCGCUGAAGAGAAGCCAGGUGGUGGUGAGGGCAUCUUGUUUUUCCUACAUUUUCACGUGCUCAUGGGCGUCACCCUUGGGGAGUUUGGUGGCACACAGCCUCUGUAUACCGUAUUCAACCUCUCUGUGUUCCAGAAUUAGUUUGGUGGUGGGAAAAGGGGUGGUGUGAGGGGUGGUUUUGGGGGGGUGGUUGGGGUUGGAGAUUGGGGGAGGGGGUGGGGGGUGAGGUGAGUGAGAAAGAGAACGACGCUCCUCACCUGGGUGGCAGGGCCUUGUGUGGGUGAGUCACCUCUCGCGUGCGGCGGCAGCAGUCGACCCUGUCGCAGUUUACAGAAGGGCCUUCUGUGGACCCUCCCGCUCACUCUCAGUGCCUGUCUCUCUCUCUCUGCGUCCGGGAGCUGGAGAAGACCUAAAAAAAACAAAAAACCAUCUGUCUCCUACUCCGGAGCCUGCUGUUGUCGUACAUUAACUCCUCUGAGUCUCUGAAACGCUCAGAGCUCGAAUCCUGCUCACCUCACUGGACAGCAAGCAAAGCAAACGAUGCCACCUGCUCCCCCAUAAAAACAAAAACACAACAAACAAACAAAAAAAAAAAAACAUUACCGCUGCACUUCUGGCCCUUUUAAAACAGAACACUAUUUUACCCUUUUUGCUCCAUCGUUUUUAUUUGCAUUUUUUUUAUUUUUAACUAUUUUGAUUUUCUUUUAAUGUCAAAUACUCAGUUUUUUUUGUCUGUUUUCUAAUUUGCUGGAGGUUUUGUUUUGUCUGUUUUCUAGAGCAACACGACUACAGAUGCUUUUACCAUAGUAGGUGAAAAUUCCAAGGCAAACAACUGUGUCCAUCACAUUAAAAAAAAUUUUUUUUUACAGCAGAUAAAGAGAACAGUAUUUUGAAUCAGUCCUAAAAUGAGAGCUCAAAAUCAGUGUUACCGGUGUCAGCAUUGCGUCCAUUGUUGCAUCAGCAUUGCUAAAUUUAAACGGGCAAAAGCGGCUUGUGUUAAAAAUGACAUGCAGUUUAAAUCUGUAGCCACCAGGCCUGAUUGGAAGUGAUUUGAUUAUGUGUGCAGUUGUCUUUUGGCAUGUCUGAACAAUUGUAAGAUUUUGUUUCUUUUGUUUCCUGCCAAAAUGAGUCAGUACAGUGAACAACCAGAAGGGACUUAAUCCUAAUUUGACAAAGAAAAAGGUAUUUGCCAGCGAAUGCCAUUCCCCAAAGUUUCUGCCUGAGUAUUUAACUAAAGUAUUGUGAAGAAACAGGAUUAUCGCCAUACGUGUAUGAGAAAGUGAAGUCAUUCAGGAAUAAUUCAGUGAACAGUCCUGUUUGAGGGGUUGUUUUUUUGUUAGUUUGCUUCACCUGUCCUGUACCCAGAAUGCACUGCACUGCAUUCAAGAUGCUGUGUCUCGUCAGGUAGAAACGCCGGCCGGGGAGACUGUGCACGUGUGAAAGCAGGACAAGGCCGUGUUUGGAAUCAGUGUUUGUUAUCCCACUGCAAAACCCCUCUCAAACUGAAACGAGGAUACACCCCCCCCCCGGCCGUAGCUGACCGACGCUGACAUUUUGAGUUUCUUGUAUUUCCGAGUUUGACAUUUUCAUCCUUAGCGGCAGCUCCAAUUAGCUGCUGUUUAUUGACAGGCAGAGCGCAGGACGAGGUGUAGGCCCUGCACCCCUCCCUGUUUUGUUGUCUGUUGCCUGUGAAGACUGGGGGUUCGGCUGAGGUACGUGAGCGGUUGUCUGUCUGGUUUAACGUUGAGUCGAACGGAAAAGCCUGCCCGCUCUGUAAUGGGCCCAAAUGAUGUGUAUAAACGGCAUUUCAUCCUUUUGUUUUAUAAAUCAUUUCUUUGCGGUGUCGGAAGGCGUUUACGCGCAAAUAAAUCCUUGUUUGGAGCUGUCGCUCGAGCGCGCGGUCGGCCCUUUGUUUUCACUGAGGCACACUUGCCUCUUAACUGUCCGUGAUGAACGCGGCAAGUGAAAUAUUUUCCGGGUUGGUUGUCCAUCAAGGACUUUGGAAGUGGGCAGUUUUUUUUCUUCUCGUUGCACCGUCAAUCUUAAUAACGGGUAACUGAAGAGUCAGCAGCGGUCUCGUUUGUGGGAUCGUCCAGGCCAGCAGUGCUCUGCUCUGACGCGUCCUUGUCCGCCACUGUCCUGUAUCGGCAGGCAUUUUAUUACAAGUUCAGCUCGUAAAAAAGCCUUGCGUCUGAGGAGGUGAAUAUGCCUGCGUAUACGCUAAAAGAAUGUCUUCUGGGACCAAAGUUCUGUCCACUUGUUUUUGGGUGCAGGGGACGACGGUUGCGAUGCGUUGUUUUCAUCUGGCGAAGUCUUUGCUUUCUUCUGGGCACGUUGAAAAGUCAAGCCAGACGAGCCCGCCUUGUUCUUUGGCUCUCAAUCUUACAAUCUUCUCCCAAGUCAUUUUGUGGUCAUUUUGUUGUCCUUAACAAAUUUUUAUUAACAAGGUAUUCGUUUUUAAAAUUAGUGCUCGAUAUCGUCCAUUUUCCGUGACAACCAAAUGUGUACACUUAGGAUGUACGAAUGCUUGAUUUUGUUUUAGACGAAGGGCUCUCACCAGUUAGGCCCUCACUGGUUUUAGACAAAGGGCCCUCACUGGGUAGAUUGUGCCCCAACCGCCCCCACCCAGUUACUGUGACACAUGGGUAACCACUUCAUAAGUGUUUCUUAAGUGUUCCGCUAUUUUCCCCAAAUGCGCCUUUUCCCUUUCGAGCAUUGGCGAGCGCCGAUCUAGACCGGUUCAUAAAACUCAUGCAACAAAAAAAAAAAAAACCGCAGGGAGUUGUGGUUCUGGUCUCGCAGUUCAUCCUACACUACACGCUGGCUCAGGGGCUCAUUGUUCCAGUGCGUUCUGUCGGGCAUUCAGGGGGAAGGCUCUGUCUUUGGAUGUAGCACUGACACAAUGCAAUUAUCUGUUCCUUUCACAUUUUAAAUUGAAGCUGAUUUAUUGUACCGGAUCAGGAAUGUAAUUAUGACUAUUGUAGCAUUAAUCUUGUCUUUAAUAUUAUUUCAUUUAAGUUAAGCUAUAUAUAUAUAUAUAUAUAUAUUAGUUAGACGUAAGUUUUGUGUGUGUGUAUGGGUUGAUUUUUUUAAUUUUUAAUUUUAUUUUUUUAAGUGUUCGGUUUUGAUUUGAUUUUUCUUUAUUUCAAGCACCACUGAUGGAAAGUUCUUAGCCCUAUAUAUUCAACUUUGCUGCUUGGACGUGCUAGUGUUCUUUAUCCAAGUUUAUUGUCUUAUUUGCAGGUGUCAUUUAAGUCAUUGAGUUUUUUGGUGACAAUGAUUAGAGUUUUGGGGACACGAGAUGGAUGUAAUGCAUUUCGGCGGCAGCAGUCUGUCUUGUGUAGUGUGCUCAACAUUUAUAAUUGGUGUGUAUUUCACUGUAAUGGUUUGUCUAACCAAUGUUUUUUUCUAUCAGUUGUAAAAUACACAAAUCACAUUGCCUUUUAAAGUGCAGUUUUCAUGUGAUGGUUUUCACGCUGUCCCACUGUCGUAUCAAUGUCCUGACAUCUUACGUCUAAAGUUGCGUACGUCAGUCCUGGUCUUUGUCCUCAGCUGUUGCGUCACUUUUCCAAGUUUGUGGCAUGCAUUUACAGAUUUAUUUACAAUGCAGUAUUUGUCCUCUACCACUGGUCAGACAAGUGUUAACGAGGUGUUAAUUAAACAGCGUCCAUGUAUUUGAAUUAUAACCGGUAAGGUAUAAAAUCCAUUAAAUAGCCCUUUUGAAGUGUGCUGGGAUACAGAUAAGAGAUUUGAACCAGGGCUGAUAUGAACCUCUGAGACCCCCUCCCCCCCCCCUCCUCCCAGGGAAAAGGGGUGCCAAGCGCAGCAUCUCCCUAAGAGCUGCCUCUCGCGUGCAUGACAGGUAGAGCCGAGGCACCUGCAGCUCUCUCGUAGACGUCUGAACAUAUCAGUAAAGGAGAGGGAACCUGUGUUCCAGAACGCACCCGGUUAACAGCGACGCGGCUAAAGCAGGUCACACGCGCGCGCGGUAUGAGUCUUCCUCUCGGCGCGUGAGUCAUCCAGCGCCGUAUAAACUAAAAGGCACUCCGCGCAGCUCCGCCGCAGUUGCUUUCCACUGUACUCACCGGCCUGAAUAAUUCAACGUUUUCUUCUGCGUGGCAGGCAGGCAGGAUGUUGGGUUGAGAUUAUAAAAGAUCUUGCUUGGCCCCUGAAUGGAUUUCUUUUCUUUUUUUCCCCCUUUCUUUCCCUUUUUCAGGUUUUUUAAAAGUUGUACUGGUUGAAUUGAACUGAACAAAAAGGUAGUACUUCCAGCCCAUAAUUAAUACACAGACCUAUAACAACCCUUCGGAAUAAAUAAUGCAUACACUUUAUUACGCUCUAAAAUAAGCCUCCAAAAGCUGAUUUGUCAUUGUCUUAUACGUGGAAAUGGCCCUUUUAAAUGUUUAAUGCUCUUAUAAGAUGUUCAGAUGAGUGCAUUUGCAAUCCCUCAUGCAAAAAAGGGUGUAUAAAAAAUUCUGUGCUUUUGAAACGUAUGUAUAAAUAGACCUUUACAUCUGUCUCUUGCAACUUUAAUGAAUCUCUUUCAUGAAUAUAAUUGAACACAUCGGCGCCUGACACUUGCGUCUCUAAACCAAGGUCACCUUGCCGGGUGUCUGGUAUGAACAAAGUAAAAACCUGUCCAAUAUAAAAGCAGCCUUUAUCAGCUACUCUGAAAAGGCAGUUACAGAUGAUACUGCCGCUCGCCCUGUCCUGAUUAACUGCCGUACCGCAUUUUCAAGCUACUAUUUGCAGUUUAACCGUUUUUGCUAUUGUUACGUGGACAAAAACUUGCGUUCCGUUUGAAGAGAAGACUGGCGUGGGCAAGAAUGGUUGAAAAUGUAGCUUCGUGUUCUUGAAUCUCGUUCAGAACGAGAGUUCGAAUCCUUACAUUUCGUUUGUAUUUUUGUCGUUACCCGUUAUGUAUUUUGGUAGCCCUGGCCACUGCCCUUCGUCGUUGAGCGCGCGCGCCACCUAACUGAAGAAUAGGCCUGGAAGGUCAUGAAUGAGAAACCGUAUCCCAGUGCGCCCCCUAAAACGUGCAAUAGAACUGAUUUUGAAAUGAUUGUAUAACUGCUCCCGAUGUCUUACUGCUUCAUUAUUCUUCCAUCACAAGUGUUGUGCAUUUUAUGUCCCGUCUUUCCCGUUAUUGUAUUUUCCACGUUUCCACUAAACUUGUAAAUUAUUGGCAAAAUGUGUCUGGAUUUCCCGGAACUUUUGUGCGCUCAUUAAAAAAAAAACUGCAGGUGAAAUUUACAGUACAUACAGUGAUUGUUUCCUCACGGGACGGUUUUGUUUGUGUGAAUUUUAAAGGGCACGAACACGACGACGACGCUGAUAUCUUUAAGUUGCAAUGGGGAAUGUUUUCCAUUGGUACCUUACGUCUACCUUUCGUUUAAGGAGAUUAAGGUAAAGAUUUUUGUAGUUCCGGUACGUUCUUCUGUACUCCGGUUGCACACACUCCAUGCCUGGGUUAACCGCCGCGAUCUGGUGCUUCUCUCUACCUGGGGAAAAUAUGUACGUUUGGGUUUUUGUCGUUGUUUAUUUUUGGUCCAUUCACUACACUCCCAGAGCUAUGUUGCAGUUCUUCCAUGGCUUUUAGAAUUUCCUUUGUUUUAUUUCAUCAGAAGCUUCCAUGAUUUUUUGUAGACGCACCUUGUAUGAUUUCGUUUCCUCACCAUAAAAUAAAAAAUAAAAAAAGAAAACACAAAAAAAGACUGUUAAAACCUGUACUAAUUUUAUUUUCUGAAUUUGUAAACUGAGGAUGUAUAUUUUAAAACAAAUAAAACUAUUUUAAACUUAAAA
This is a messenger RNA of Anguilla rostrata (American eel), 9160 nucleotides long. It is a transcript of the gene tjap1, whose product is annotated as tight junction associated protein 1 (peripheral). The transcript is spliced from 11 exons. Gene Ontology annotation, biological process: Golgi organization. The coding region runs from base 669 to 2825 and encodes 718 amino acids. Gene Ontology annotation, cellular component: trans-Golgi network. NCBI's taxonomy places the organism in Eukaryota, Metazoa, Chordata, Actinopteri, Anguilliformes, Anguillidae. The record is from RefSeq and is a predicted model, not a curated record.